Messenger RNA from Temnothorax curvispinosus, 2181 nucleotides. RefSeq lists its product as uncharacterized. The record is from RefSeq and is a predicted model, not a curated record. The transcript is spliced from 2 exons. Gene Ontology annotation, molecular function: nucleic acid binding; zinc ion binding. Bases 1 to 2181 code for a protein of 726 amino acids. NCBI's taxonomy places the organism in Eukaryota, Metazoa, Arthropoda, Insecta, Hymenoptera, Formicidae.
AUGAAGUUCCUUACCGAUUCAUGGGAUUUUAUCCUACUGAAGUUUUUGUUAGACAAGCUUCCUCGUUCCCUUCGGGAAAAAUUCGAGUCUGCUCACCGGGCUGAGGAGAUACCGCGAUAUACUCAACUCACGAAAUUUCUAGCGGAACAUUGUCAGGUUCUCGAGGCCGUCGCGGGCCCGUCCUCCAAAACCAAGUCCACGCCGGUCUCUUUGUUCGUGACUAACACGGCCGAUUGCCCCGUUUGUAAAGAGCCUCACUACGUGUCAAAGUGCUCCCAGUUUUUGAAACUCUCGCCGAGAGAGAGGCAGGCUAAGGCUCGCGACUUAAAAUUGUGCCUCAAUUGCCUGCGCUCAGGGCAUGGUAUGAAAAAUUGUCCUUCCGCAUGGACAUGUCGGUCCUGCGGAACAAAGCAUCAUACGCUUCUGCAUUACGAGCAGAGCUCCAAUACUACUCCUAAGACCGAACCCAUUAGCGCGACUCCUGCCGAACCGGACGCCGUACCCGCUCCUCAGUCGGAGGAUGCGCCGAUUGUAACAAUGACUAGCCUAGCCAAUAGAAUCGUCCUCCUGUCCACCGUACGAGCCGAGGCAAUAGACGCGCGUGGCAAUGCGUUCCCCGUACGCAUAUUGCUGGACAGCGCGAGUCAGGCCAAUUUCAUUACCGAGAGCUGCCUUCGGAAGGGCGGCUUUCGUCGCACCAAACACAGCGCAACCGUGUUGGCGAUAAACGAAGCUAGGGCAGCCACGACGAGGGGCCUCACCUCCCUCGUGAUCCGCGCGCGCGAUCGCGACGACACUCGGUUCUCGAUAGAGGAUACGAUCCUCCCGCGCAUAACCUCGCCGCUGCCUAGUGACAAGGUGGAGGUCCAAUCGUGGAAACACUUGAAGGGAUUGCCGCUCGCGGAUCCCGAAUAUUACGUGCCCGGCAGUGUUGACAUCCUCUUAGGGGAUUCGUUUGUGUCGAUACUACGGGAUGGCCGUCGUAAGGGGGAAAAGGGAGAACCCGACGCCUUCAAUUCAGUCUUCGGAUGGGUCCUGACGGGCGCGGUAUCCCCGUCAGUCCAAGCAACACCCCUGCUAUCAUUCGCGACUACGCUCGAGUCGAUCGAGACAUCAGUGGGUCGCUUUUGGCAAUUGGAGGAGGUGCCGGAGGACGCUUCUUGUUCGGACGAGGAUCGACGCUGCAAGGAGAUCUUUGCCCAGACCACGUAUCGUGACUCCUCGGGUCGUUUCGUGGUCUCGUACUCGUUCGUGUCGGAUCCUCCUAUAUUCGUCGGCUCGCGCUCCAUAGCGGUUAGUCGUCUCCGCGCACUAGAACGUCAAUUUAAAUCUGAUCCGGAGUUCAGAGUUGGUUACAAUAGUUUCAUGCAGGACUAUCUCGAUAGCGGACACAUGGAGUUGCGGGUAGUGUUUAACGCGUCCUCGCGCUGCCCGAACGGUCUGUCGAUCAACGACACCCUGCUCAGCGGUCCGAAGCUGCAGCAGGACCUGCUCGCCAUCCUGCUUAGGUUCCGCGCCGAAGCAAUCGCUCUAACCGCGGACGUGAAGCAGAUGUUUCGCCAGAUUUGGAUAAGCCCGGAGCAAUGCGACUACCAACGUAUCGUCUGGCGCUUCUCGGAGUCGGACCCCAUCCUCGACUAUCUCCUCAAAACCGUUACGUUCGGUUUGGCGAUCUAUUGUUUGCUCCAGUUAGCUCAUCAAUACCGCGAGAAAUAUCCUCUAGUGUUCGCAACCCUACUCGAGGCGCUGUAUGUGGAUGACGUCGUGACUAGCGUUCGUACGGUAGAACAGGCUCGUGCACUCCGCGACCAAUUGCUAUCGCUUCUCCGAAGCGCCGGCUUCGAGCUUAGAAAGUGGUCGAGCAGCCAUCCUGCCGCGCUGGAGGGCCUCGACACGCAGUUAUGUAGCAAAUCAAUGUUAGAUUUCGAGUCAAGCGAGGAUCAAUCUCAGAAGAUAUUGGGCCUUCGGUGGCACUCACAAUCUGACAGUUUCGGGUUUCAAGUCAACGCGUUGGAUCGUGAGUGCACCAAACGCACUAUAUUAUCGGAAGUAGCUCGCGUCUUCGACCCCUUGGGUUUUCUGGCCCCACUCACCUUUACCGCGAAGUGCUUAAUUCAGCGUCUGUGGACCCUUAAAUUAGAUUGGAAUGAUGAGCCACCGAUGGACAUUCAUCGCAGUUGA